AUGAGUUUUGCUGUAUAAUUAUUUUUUUUAAUUUGUACAGCCAUGUUUUCGUUUGCUGAAUUAAGAGAUUUAAUCACAAGAGACAAAGUAUCAUUUUCUAUUUAUCUCUUAGCCCAAGACAUUCAACAAGCACAACCCAUACUACUCAUAUGAUUCUGUAAGUCCUUCUAGAAGGGAUAUUCUAAUCUAAUGGAUUAUUGCAGUAAUUAUUCAAUAUUAUAAUUAGCAAUCAUCUCAAUUCCAACAAUAAAUAAAAACCUUAGAACUGGCUGUGCUUAUUAUCGAUACAUACUUAAAUUAUUUUAAUAUCUCUCAGGAAUACCUUUAACUGUUGGGGAUUUCGGCAUAUUCGAUUGCCUCGAAGGUAUUCAUAAUUUUUAUCAUCCUAGUUUUAUGAGACAGAAAUCUCAUAUCAAAUCAAAUUAUAUGAUUAAGAAGGCUAACCAUUAUACAAAGAUGAAGAAUACAAUGAAAUGGAGGAGCAAAUUGUGAAAGCCAUGGGAUACUAAUUGAAUCUUACCACAUCAUCGGAUUAUUUAUCGGCAAUGAAUGUUGAAAUAGAUGAAAAAGUGUAGAAUUUGUUAAUGUUCAUUCUCAUAGGUAAAUAAUAUAAUAAUAUGUAAAUAGACUAUGAAAUAUAUCAAUAUUCUCAUUUCGAAUUGGCUUUGGCAAUCUUACAUUACCUAAAUGAUGCAAGACUUGUUUUUUCAAAGAAAAUUCUCAUCGUAUCUUAAUUAAUUCAUAAAAAAUUAAUUAAAGCUCAAGAAAUCUCAUGUGAUAAAUAUGAGGAGGACACUAAAUCCGUUGGAAGGAGUCCCUCUGUUUAAAAAAGGAUUUCCAAAAAAAGAGACUUUAAAAGGUAAAGAUUAAUAAAACAACAAAUUUGA
This is a messenger RNA of Paramecium octaurelia, 887 nucleotides long. The record is from the annotation of a GenBank genome assembly. Lineage: Eukaryota; Ciliophora; Oligohymenophorea; Peniculida; Parameciidae.